AUGUUCUCUGUGAAGGAAGGGAGAGGCUUCAAGCUAAAUUUCAGAACUGCAGUGGAGCUGUGCACCUUGCAGAGAGCAGAACAUGACUUGUAUCAUCCAUUCCUUGACUUGUCUUUUCCCAAGACUUUCAGAAUCAAGUCAAUCCUUGCUAACAAACAAAAGCAAAAGCAUCCCAUUCCCUAGUAGAUUCAGAUAAAAACUGAUAAUAAAAGCAGGUAUAACUCUAAGAGUAGAGAUUAUAGAAGAACAAUGUUAGUUUUAUUAUAUAUGCAAUGAUACAACUAUUUAUGCUGUAUCAAGGUAAUUCUCAUUUUACCAUUAUCAAGUUGAAAUUUUUACCAAAAAUGUGAAAGGUUGGACCUUGUUUCUUGGAAAAACAAUUUUGUUCUUUGUUUCCAUGCUCUGCCCAAGUUGGCUGGCUCAGUAAUAAGCAUGUGAUACAUUUAAAAAAUUAUUAUUUGUUUUUAAUAAAUAACAAAUUGAUAUGUUUGUGAGAGGCAAUGGAGACUUUGUGUAAUAUCUCUACAUUUGUUUUUGGCAAUGAGACAGAGAGGGUUAAAAAUUAAAAUGAUAACAAUAUGGGUACUAUAAAAAAUUAGAACUGUGUAAUUAAGUGUUUCACAAAAAACAUUUGGAAAUACAUAAAGAUAUUGUCAUUAUGUAUUUAAAUCACAUGGCAUGCCUUACAACAUAUCAUGUAAGAUGACUGAGAAGCUGAGAAUUGAGAGUAUAAUCUCAAUGGAUCAGGAUUCUUGGCUGUAACUCAAUGAUAAUUUCUGAAACAAACAUUUAUCCAUUUGAAAAAAAAAAGUGGGGUAUGUUCCACUUUAAUUUUCAUUUCAUGGGUAGGUUUUAUUUUCUGAAAUGACUCUUGGCAAAAGGAAAGUGCAAAACCAGGUAGGAGUUUUGAGGUUAGUUCUAAACCUAACUGUCCAAGAAUAUACUAACAAGGAAUGGUAAGUUAACAAUGAAUAACUGGGUCAAACAAUGAGGUAUAAUGGAAGGGUGUGAUAGUUGACCCUAGGAAGAAGGUAAGAUGUUAUUAAAUUUAGGGUACUGAAUUCUUUUCAAGGAGUUGUAAGGGUAUCUAAAACAUAAGGCAGACAUACUGACUGUGGCUGAUAGAUUUCCUCUUGAUGAUUCUCUUUGCAAAAAUAAAAUUCAGUAAUACUACUUAAUCAACUAGCUCCACCCAAACAGUGAACAAUAAAUGUGAAACUUGGAACAAAGAAGGGUCUCAUGAUUUUCUCAUCCUAUUUGAAGUUGGGAAAGAAUCACUGGAAAUGGGAGCACCAAUUGAAGAAUGUGAAGGGAACAAGAAAAUACCUUUUGUAAUGUAUGGUUUAUAUCAAUAACCAAACAGUUUCUUUCCAUGGAAGAUAAUAAAGGGGUCAUUCAUGUUCUAUGACACUGAAAAAUUUCCUGAAAACUUUAUUUAUUAAAUUCAUACUUAUUGUCCACUGUUUGUGGGUGCUUUUUAAAUUUUGAAGAUAUAAUUGAGAGAAGCAGCCCUCAUGGAUCUUACAUGCUGGUCUCUUUCAAAGUCUUCUGUUGUAAGACAGGGAAUUUUUUUUUUUUUUGCCAUGUAUGUCUAGAGAUUAAGUGGGAUUCUGUAAAACAUCACCUGGUUUCAGGCACUGCAUCCUUCAUUUUAGAGUUCCAUCCAUACUUCUGAGUGUCACCAGUUAUAUGGCAAUGUGGAUGAUUCAGGUAGUUGUUUGACUUAACCUCAACUCAAGGGAAAUCAACUCAUUUUUGUUAAUAUAUGGAAAUGGGAGAAGAUAAAGGAGAAUAUGCAUAUGUACCUAGAGGAUUAAAGUUAGUAUGAUUAUAAAAAUAAUCUGUGCAAGUUUAUUUUAUAUUCAUUUUGUGUUCUUUCAAUGUUUAUUAUGUGCUUUAUAACUCUAUUUUCAUUCAUUUGAUUUUUAAAGCAGAUAAUGACUGAAGAGAAAGUAACUUGGUUUCAAAAUUAUCUCCUAAUUUUUUCCUUAGAAAAAAAUAAAAGCCUAGAGAAUGUAAAUUGCGACUUAACCACAAGAAAGAGUUCAUCUAACUUGACUAUUAGUCCACUGAAAUGUCCCCUUUAUCUGAUUGCCUCAUCUUCAGUUCUUUUUUUCAGGAGAUGAAAAUAUAUGUAGCUUGAUAUUUGAACAUAAAUUUUUCCAUCUCAAAGACCUGUAUUCAAAUACAAAACAAAUUCUGGAUUCCAGCUAUAAGGUCUUUCAAUGAACUCUGCAGCCUUUAAUAUGCAAAUAGCCAAGUUUUGAAAGGUUUUCUCUUUCCUCUUUCAAAGAAUGAAACCAGUAUUGCAUGACACCUGGAUACCUGCUUUUAGAAUGCUAGCACAAAGUGCAGCACUAACAAAGUAAAGUUUGUUUUAAUACUGCUGAAACUGUGAUAUGGGUUUAUACAAAGGAGAUAAAUUUAUAUUACAAAAAUACUACAUUAUUCUUUGUGAACCAUUAAUGAAAAAAUGAAUAAAAAACCCUGACAGAGCACAGAAGUAAUUCCUUUUACAGAUGAUAUUCUCAGGCACAUUUUCCUAGUGAACCAUUCACUCUCGUCUUGUAUAAGACCUCAAGAAGAGCAGCAUAUUUGCAUUUCUCAAGCCAGUAACCUGAGCAAAACUGGGACAGUUUUCCAAAGCUGGUUAGUCUAAUUCAUCUUGAAGCUGCAACCAGUACAGCAUCUUGCUUGUAGUUAAUAAGUGAGUUGAUAAUUAUGUGUAACCAGCUGAAACAAAGUUAUCCACAGUUUUUAAAAUGAUACUUCAUCUCCUCAACUAAUAAUAUUCCUGAACAUAAAGUAAUCAGGGCAAUUUUCUCAUUUUGGUUAUCAUAUGUAUAAUUUUUUAGGUGAUUCUUAUGACUUUGAAAAUAUAUAUAUUAGCAAGCCUGUAAUCCCAGUGGCCCAAGAGGCUAAGGCAGAAUGAUCCCGAAUUCAAAGCCAGUCUUAGCAACAUCGAAGAGCUAAGCAACUCAAUGAGACCCUGUUUCUAAAUAAAAUUCAAAAGUAAAAGUGCUGUGGAUGUGGCUCAGUAGUUGAGUGCUCCUGAAUUCAAUCCCUAGUACUAAAUAAAUAAAUGAGAGAGAGAGAGAGAGAGAGAAAGAGAGAGAG
Marmota monax (woodchuck) is the source of this 3117-nucleotide messenger RNA. RefSeq names its product large ribosomal subunit protein eL39-like. The record is from RefSeq and is a predicted model, not a curated record. Gene Ontology annotation, biological process: translation. The transcript has 2 exons. Lineage: Eukaryota; Metazoa; Chordata; Mammalia; Rodentia; Sciuridae. Gene Ontology annotation, molecular function: structural constituent of ribosome. Gene Ontology annotation, cellular component: cytosolic large ribosomal subunit; ribosome.